Molecule: messenger RNA, 864 nt
Organism: Salpingoeca rosetta
Lineage: Eukaryota; Choanoflagellata; Craspedida; Salpingoecidae
Exons: 3
Coding region: 1-864 (287 amino acids)
Biological process (GO): cytoplasmic microtubule organization
Cellular component (GO): cytoplasm; microtubule plus-end; nucleus
Molecular function (GO): microtubule plus-end binding
Source: RefSeq, a predicted model, not a curated record
AUGCCUGUGGGGGUGGUGGGAUCACAGCAUGUGGGCCGACGCGUCCGUGUGCCUGGCCGAGGUGCCGGUACGCUGGCCUUUGUUGGCCCGACCCAGUUCAAGGAAGGCACCUGGUGUGGCGUCUGGCUCGAUGAGCCUGCGGGGAAGAACGAUGGGUCCGUGGCAGGGCACAGAUACUUCAAGUGCCCAACACGGCACGGCGUGUUUGUACAAGGCAAAGCCAUCACGUUCCUCACAGACACGGGUGAAGAUGACCCCUCUGCUGCCAGCAGCAACGGGGUAGACAAACCCAGCCGUGGCGGCCGUGCAGCAGGCACAGACACAGGCGCGGCGAAGGCAGCAAGCAGGGGCAGCGGCUCGGCGAAGCACAGGCCCGCCCCCAGCCGCGAGCGCAGCCCGCCAGCAGCAAAGCGGCCCCACUGCACGACGCAGGUCAUCCGGCGCCUCCUCCACUUCCCCAGCGGCAGGCAUCAACACAACCGUGUCCGUGUCGCGGCCGCCACCGCCAGCCUCCACGCAGAACCCAGCCACAUCGGCCGUGAACACAACCAUCACCAUUGCUUCGCAACGUACCUCGACGACAACGCGUGCAGCCACAGCCACAACAGCAGCAAGACCCACCACCACAGCCACAACAGCAGCGGCGACCAACGGCACAGCACCUGCCCAGCGCCAACGCACUGCAAAUGCAAAUGCAGUUCCAGCCACAACUGCAACGACGACGACGCCCGCAACACGCGUGGCCACGACCGCGUCCAAUGCUGGCGUACCGUCCUCUUCAUCAUCGCCACCAAUAGCAUCAUCAACGCCGUCGAGCGCGCCUGUAACGCCACGGCGGCAUCAGCUCCCGCGCCGACUCAGUAG